This is a messenger RNA of Chinchilla lanigera (long-tailed chinchilla), 1577 nucleotides long. RefSeq names its product keratin 27, type I (gene Krt27). Gene Ontology annotation, biological process: intermediate filament organization; hair follicle morphogenesis. The record is from RefSeq and is a predicted model, not a curated record. The coding region runs from base 32 to 1387 and encodes 451 amino acids. Gene Ontology annotation, molecular function: structural molecule activity. The transcript is spliced from 8 exons. Lineage: Eukaryota; Metazoa; Chordata; Mammalia; Rodentia; Chinchillidae.
ACGGUCAGACCUCUGCUCCAGUGUGGACACCAUGUCUGUGCACUUCUCCUCAGCCUCCAAGCGGCUGGACUCCCCUGGGCGGUUCUCCAGCGGCAGUGCAGGCUUCUCAGCUGGAAACCACUGUGGAGUCCCAGGCAUUGGAAGCGGCUUCUCUUGUGCAUUUGGGGGCAGCUCCUCAGCAGGAGGCUAUGCGCUGGGCACGGGAAGUACCCCUUGCGCUGCCUUCGCUGGAACUGAGCACGGCCUCCUGUCCGGCAACGAGAAGGUGACCAUGCAGAACCUCAACGACCGCCUGGCCUCCUACCUGGACAACGUCCGUGCCCUAGAGGAGGCCAACGCCGACCUGGAGCAGAAGAUCAAGGGGUGGUACGAGAAAUUUGGACCUGGUUCUUGUCGUGGCCUGGAUCACGAUUACAGCAGAUACCUUCCGAUCAUUGAUGACCUUAGGAACCAGAUAAUUUCCGCCACUGUGAGUAACGCCAGUGUGGUACUGCAAAAUGACAACGCAAGACUGACAGCUGAUGACUUCAGAUUGAAGUAUGAAAACGAGCUGGCCCUCCACCAGAGCGUGGACGCCGACAUCAAUGGGCUGCGGCGAGUCCUGGACGAGCUGACCCUGUGCAGAACCGACCUGGAGAUCCAGCUGGAGACCCUCACCGAGGAGCUGGCCCACCUCAAGAAGAACCACGAGGAGGAAAUGAAGGCUCUGCAGUGCGCGGCCGGAGGCAACGUGAACGUGGAGAUGAACGCGGCCCCAGGUGUAGACCUCACGGUGCUGCUGAACAACAUGCGGGCCGAGUACGAGGCGCUGGCGGAGCAGAACCGCAGGGACGCCGAGGCCUGGUUCAAUGAGAAGAGCGCCUCGCUGCAGCAGCAGAUUUCUGAAGACAGCGGAGCCACCACCUCCGCCAAGAACGAACUUACUGAGAUGAGACGCGUGGCGCUAGCCCUGGAGAUUGAACUGCAGUCCAACGUAGCCUUGAAACACUCGCUGGAGUGCUCCCUCAGCGAGACCGAGGGCAACUACUGCUCGCAGCUGGCCCAGAUCCAGGCGCAGAUCGGGGCCCUGGAGGAGCAGCUGCACCAGGUCAGGACCGAGACCGAGGGCCAGAAACUGGAGUACGAGCAGCUGCUGGACAUCAAGGUGCACCUGGAGAAGGAGAUCGAGACCUACUGCCGCCUCAUAGACGGAGACGAGGCAUCUUGUUUCAAAUCAAAGGGCCAGAGAGGACCAGGAAAUCAGAUAAAAGAGGCACCUAAACCCAUCAUUGUUAAAACAGUUGUGGAAGAAAUGGAUACUCGUGGCAAAGUGUUCCCGUCCAGAAUUCAAACCACCGAAGAGAAACCCAGCAAAAUCAACAAGAGUGAACAGAGGGUGCCUUCCUGAACCGCACCCCACCAAGAAAAGAUGGCCCCCUAAAUUAAGACACCAAAUGUAGCUGGUUUCCUAAUUGAGAGUCCUCUGAUUUUUCUCCUUUUCUUCCAAUGAACUGUGACAAGGUCUUUGUAGAAUAGUAACAUGUCUUUGGCUUUCAGUAUGGUGAUGUUUCAAUAAAAGAUCUUCCUGUUGCAAGUUA